Messenger RNA from Capra hircus (goat), 1582 nucleotides. It is a transcript of the gene SAYSD1, whose product is annotated as SAYSVFN motif domain containing 1. The record is from RefSeq and is a predicted model, not a curated record. The transcript is spliced from 2 exons. NCBI's taxonomy places the organism in Eukaryota, Metazoa, Chordata, Mammalia, Artiodactyla, Bovidae. The coding region runs from base 652 to 1233 and encodes 193 amino acids.
AGACGGACCUUAGUCGGCAAAGUAAUGUCUCUGCUAGAUGCUUAGAGCUUUAAAAUUCUAAACCGUCCCUGACCGGAACUGUGACCUUUUGGGUGAGUAGUGAUUGGGCGAAGUCUGUACAACCUGCCUGCCAGGGAGGAGUGCCAGCCCUUUGCCCUUUGCUAAGACUGGCAAACCGCUGAAAAGGAAAAGCGCAGGCUGUAUCCUGCCUUCCUUCUGACACGAAAAGUCCCACAGGUCACGGGCCUUUUUCAAUGCCACGGGACCACCUUCUCAAUCUGGUGCUAACCUGUGGAGAUGCUCCACCUGUUAGGGAGCUGAUCCCUGACGUGAGAGAGCAUUGCGGGGCUUAGCCUAGGGCAAAAGCUGGAAACAAUGAGACAACCUUUAUGUUUAGGUUCUUAACCACGUAGCUCGAGGACGUGAACACUGCUCUUACACGUUUAGAGUGAAUAAUUAGCUGUGAACUGCCCACUGAACGUCACACAACAGCGUUGCGCUAGCGCGCACGCGCAGCAGAGAGCGCCGCCACGCAGGCGCACUGCAGCCCGGAACCCCGCAAAGUCGGGCCUGGUUCCCCGCGGGCGAGCGGCGGACGGGCGCGCGCGCGCGCGCGCGCUUUUUGGGAGCGCGAAGAAGGGGGGGCGCGCCAUGGAGCAGCGGUUAGCUGAGUUCCGGGCGGCCCGGAAGCGAGCCGGGCUGGUGGCUGAACCCAGCACUUCGAGCCAGAGUACACAAACCUCGGGAGAGAAGGCAGAAGCAGCUACGACUCCAAAAGCACCCUCAGGCUGGCUAAAACGGUUUCUGGCGUGGAAACCGAGGCCACCGAGUGCCCAGGCCCAGCCCAGCUUCGCUCAGGGAGCAGCUGGGCCUGGGGGCCUCGAGUCACAGCCACCACCGAGUCCAGCCGAAGCCACACCACCGCCACGGCCCCCGCCGCCUCAGCCUCUGACCCCGCGGGACCGGUCUCUCCUCACCAGCAUCACCUUGUUGAAGGUGCUCCUCUGGUUGGUCCUGCUGGGCCUGUUUGUGGAACUGGAAUUUGGCCUGGCCUAUUUUGUCCUGUCCCUGUUCUACUGGAUGUAUGUGGGGAUGCGAGGCCCCGAGGAGAAGACGCAGGGAGAGAAAAGUGCCUACUCCGUGUUCAACCCGGGCUGCGAGGCAAUCCAGGGAAGCCUGACCGCCGAGCAGCUGGAGCGCGAGCUGCACCUGAGGCCUCUGCCGCGGAGAUAGGACCAGACCAGUGGUGGGCCCCCCAGAGCCCUCGCACCCCCUGGCUUUGACUGAGAACAGCUUGCGGGUCAGGUCUGUGACCCCACAAUUCCACACUUCACCUGACCUCCUGCUACAGUUUUAUCUCAGAACUUCUUUUUCAUUUUGGUGAAACUCCUGGAAAGACACUCACUGUGGGUCUGAUGCAAUUUAUAAAAAUUACACACUCAAGACAGGAGACCUGUUUGUCUCUUUAUUUGAGAGAAGUGAUUCUUAGAACACUAGGAGGGCUUUGGGGAGAUAACUGUUGAAAAUAUUGAGCUGUUUGAAGUAAUAGUUUGGUACAUCAGAGCUAUGUGUUAAAAGUAAA